ACGCGAAUAUGGGUUUUACCGCGUACGUAAAAAAUACGUAGUAUUUCUUGUAGUUAGACAGGGAUGCAUGCAUUUAUUUGCUGGUUUCGGCAUUACUUUUACCAUAGAUUUUGUGCUGAAGUUUGAAACCUUUGGUGACGAUGACUGACAAGCUGUGCCAUAUGCAUUCAGACAGUUCUGUUAACCAUAGUUAUUGAUAUCUUCAUCAAUAAAGUCAUGAGAAUCAAGGUAUCAAUAUAGCUAAAGGUGCCUUACUCACAACUCUCUUUCGUUACGUCUAUUUACGUAUAAAUGGUUCGAAUGUGUGCGUAAGAAAUUACGUUAUGAUUCUAGAACACGGUUUCGAACGCAUCGAACAUUCGAACGCUUGUUCAAAUGUAGAGCUCCAUUUGUUGAAAAUGGCGCAGGGCCGGACCGACCAGGAUGGGGGUCGACUACCGACCCUAUCUGGAACCAAUCCGGCCCAUCCAAAUGACCGCCCGGAGGAGAAGAGAAAGCUACUGAGGACUUACAUUUACCCUAUGACAAACGCGUCCCGGGUUUGGGAAUCGAUCGUCGCAAUAACAUGCGUGGCAACGGCUUGCAUUAUCACUUUCAAAGUAGCGUUCGACUCAAGCCACAAAGAGCUGUGGAUUCUCAUGUACCUCUUCGACGCUUUGUACCUGGUGGACAUCGUACUACAGUUUUUCUACGUGUACUUUGACUACGGCGUUCCAGUGACCGAUCUUAAGCUCAUCAGACGGCGGUACAUCAGACGGACGUUUGUUAUCGACCUGCUUUCCCUUCUGCCGAUAGAACUGAUUGCCUUCGCAGUUCCAGGGCAGUCUUUUUGGAGAACGAUGACAAUGUUUCAACUAAAUCGUCUUCUGAGGAUGUAUAGAGUCCAGACUUUCUUUGACAUGUUGGAGAUGGAGCUCGUGAACACGGUGUACGUUCGCACCUUGAAGUACACGGCGGUGUCCUGGCUGUGUCUGCACGUGAUGGCAUGCGGGUGGUUCGCGCUGGGAUGCACGGGCAAACACUGGGGCAUCGAGCCAGAGUGCGCCCACCAAGGAUGGACAGAGUCGACUGACCGUGCGGAGCUGGUCUUCCCGAACAACAAUACCGCCUACGAAUAUGUAAUUUCCGUCUAUUGGGCCACGGCGACGUCCACAUCUACAGGAUACGGUGAUGUUCACGCCAAAGAGUUGAGUGAAAAGGCGUACUCUAUCGCAGCUAUGCUGGCAGGAGUGGCCGUGUUCUUCGGCAUGAUUCUCGGCGGCAUGACCUCAAUGCUGACAAAUAUGGACUCCCAGCGUGCUCGGUUCACACAUCGCCUGGACACCAUCAAACAAUAUCUGAUUGAAGAGGACAUCCCCGAGACACAGCAGCGUCAGAUUAUGAAUUACUACAACUACUUCUGGAUUCGGAAGAGAGGCGUCCAGAGCGAGGGAAUCUUCGACAUCCUUCCCUUCACUUUCCGCGCCGAGAUCUCCUUCCAGACUAAUAAGGGCAUCUUAGACAAGACUCAGUUCUUUGCCCAUCACAACGUGGGCUUCUUGCGCAUGCUCACUCUGGUUCUGAAGCCGACCCUGUGCCUGCCCAGUCAAGUGAUCGCUGUCCGGGGAGACUCGGCAAGCCAGAUGUGUUUUGUACACAGAGGGGAAAUUGAGGUGAUUUCCGAAGAGGACACGCCCAUUGCUUCCUUCAAACAUGGAAAGGUAUUCGGUGAGCUUAGCUUGAUAUUCAACGUCCCUCGCACAGCCACCAUUCGCGCCGCCACUCACUGUGACCUGAUGGUACUGGAGAAAAAAGACCUUCACAUCAUUCUCAAUCACUACCCUGAAGUGAUGAAGCGCCUUCACGAGAUGGCUCAACAGCGCUUCAACUCGCCCGACUCCCCCCUUGCUGGGCUGGUGGAUGUGGGGACGAGCUCAGACGGCAUGUUCGGACAUCUGACCCCAACAGGAGCUCCAGAUGACGCAAAUGCCCAACUUGAAAAAUCUCCAGUGUCCAACCGCAGGGCCUCUGCCCUCAGACGAUGGUCCACCUUUGACAAGAGGAAGCCAUCUAUGGACCCAAUGACUGGUCACCGAGAUUCCAUCAUGGCCCCUGGUCAUGGCGAACAGUUAGAAAGCGACUACAUGACUGGCUCCUCAACAGCUGGGAUGGCUAUUGAGGACAGCCUGGGGGAAUCAAAGAUGUCUGCUCACUUGGGAAGUCGUCUCAGCACGGACUCACGCGCACGGGGUAGUGGGCCAAGGAAGUCCAUCAUGCUCAGCCAAUCAGUGGAGCUUCUUAAUGCAAACUUCGGGCCGCUAGUGGAAGAGGGAGAAACAUGCGCCUGGUGCAGAUUGAAGUACAUUGCCGUGGUUGACUGGCUGGCGUCUCACGUGCUCGAUCCAACGUCCAUUUUCUGCCGCUUCUGGGAAAUCUUCAUCAUCAUCAUGACCUUUGCAGUCUGCCUAAGCCAUAGUUACUUCGCCGCCUUCUAUGUCACCAGGGCAGGCCCCAAUGUCGUCUGGGGCUUGGGCACUUCAGGGUUCAUCGUCUCGUACUUGAUGGACGUGCCGCUGGUGCUGGAUUUGUUCAUCAGACUGAGAACUGGAAUCUUCACACCGAACGGAAUUCUGACAGAUUGGGAAUGUAUCAGGACGCAUUAUGUCCGGAGCUGGUGUUUCGUAAUGGACCUGUGUAGUAUCCUGCCGCUCGAGCUCUUCGCCUUGGCAUCACAUCACCGUGGUACAGUCCGGCUUGGACUAGUCGCCUGUCUCAAGCUAAACAGACUCAUCAAGUUCUAUCAGAUCCCGAAGUUCUUCAACAAGAUAGAAGAGUCACUGCACAUGGGCAUCCUGCUGACGCGGUCCAUCAAGUUAUUCACCUACAUCAUCCUGUUCACGCACUGGUGUUCCUGCCUGCUGUAUGCCCAGUCCUGUCCGGGAUUCAGCACUGACCCGGAGGAAUGGUGUGUGGAAGGCAGUUGGGUGGACAGCCAAGGUCUUGCAGUCAAGGGAAUGUCUAUGCAUCAUUACUGGGUUAGCUUCUACUUCACUACAGCAACAAUGACAAGCACAGGUUACGGAGACAUCGUACCGACCACUACCACCGGCCGUGUCCUGUCCAUGGUGGUGAUGGUGGUAGGACUGCUGCUGUGUGGAUACUGUGUCAGCACGCUGGCGGCUACAUUGGCGAACACGGAUGCUGCCAGGGUUGAGUACCAGGGAAGGCUGACAGCAGUAAGACAAUUCAUGAAGGACCAUGGGAUAUGUCCGAACUUACGGCGUCGCGUCGUCAACUACAUGGUUCUGAUGUGGCGAAAGCUCAGAGGCGAGAGCGUGGCAGGGUCCAUGGGUCUCAUGCACGACAUGCCGCUCGCGUUACAACAGGACGUCGCAUUCGAAGAGGCGAGAGAAGUCUUGGAACAGGUCCCACUAUUUCAACAGACAGAUCCUCACUUUCUGCGAGAGUUGGCAGUUCGCACACGCGCUGUGCUGUAUGCACCUGGUGACGUGAUUGUGUAUUCUGGAGACAUCACCCGGGACCUACACAUGAUUCGGAAGGGGCACUGUGAGAUACUGACGGAUGACCUGGCCGAAACCAUAGGUCUGAUGGGCCCUGGUCAGUACUUCGGACACCUGUCGCUGCUCUUCGGUGAUCAACAACCGGACACGAUCAGGUCUAAGACAUAUGUCGAGAUGAUCAUCUUGACCAGAGAUGACUUGGAUGAUGUGCUGUCCCUGUAUCCAAUCGUUGAAAAGCAAUUUCACGACCUGUCGAAAAUGGACGACUUCCACGAAGCACUACGGCAGAGUAAGCCGAGGGAAAAGGGCCCACCCAAGGCACGGAUCAGGGCCUACAGCCAGAUCGCGUCCAUGGCCGACGGCAAGCAACUGGACAUGCUCUUCCUCCCAAAUCUUCAACGCAAGAAGUCGGCACGUGUGUUCAAGACCCACCCAGAUGCGCCGGAGAAAGACCAAGAGUACUUGGAACCAUUCCGCCGGGCAAGUAAACCGGUCCGCAUCCUGUCCAAGGUGCUAAUGAAACGUACCUACAUGACCUCCGGGACGUGGUUUCGGGUAUGGAUAGCCAUGCGCCAGGUCAUGGCAGCCGUCUCCACCUUCACCUACCCCCUGCAAGCCGCCUUUCUGCGCGAGUCUUGGGCUUUAUUCGGCUUCAACAUCGGCCUGGACGUCUGCAACUUUGUGGACAUUUACCUCAAGUUGCACGCAGCCUUCUACAAUGACGACCACGUGAUGGUGACACAUCCUCUGGAGACUGCCAGGCAUUACAUCAAGACCACCUUUCUCAUGGACAUCAUCGCCAGUUUCCCGAUUGACCUGCUGGUCUUUAAAUUCAUCACCCACUGGGACUAUGCAGACUUUAUGGCAAUAUUAGGCAUUUUGAGGUUGAACCGUGUCCUGAUAGCCUACAACCUAAUUCUGGCCUUUGACUACUUGGAGUCAAACGUGGAGAAGGAAACUGGUCUAAUCAGAGAGGGGAAGUUCCUCUUGUACUCACUUAUCUUCACACACUGGACCACGUGUGCCGUCUGGGUGAUGGGCUGUCCUCCCUUCCUGUCGACACCUUGUGUGGAGGGGAACUGGAUCGCUCGUUCGUUGGUAGACGAACACGACUUUACAUCCGAGGACACUGGCAAAAUGUACGCCAGUAGUAUGUACUGGGCCUGCGCCACGGCACUCAACGUCGGCUAUGGAGACCUGCACGCCAGUUUAGACAAGGAUUAUGAGAUGGUGGUGAUGGGCCUGCUGCAGAUCGUUGGGAUUGUGUUUUAUGGCUAUGUCAUCGCCAGCGUAGCGGCCAGCUUAGCCAAUGCGGCAGCUCAGCGCGCCCGCUACCAGGAGAGACUAAGGAUUAUCUUUGCCUUCUUGAAGUGCUAUGGUGUGGAUGAACGUCUUCAGCAACGCGUUGACCAGCACUACGAGUACAUGUGGAUUCGAACGCGUGGAAUUACGGCCGCUACCAUGUUCCAGGAUCUACCGUUUGCUCUAGAGGCUGACGUGACAUUUACGCUAUAUCAGAGGAUCAUCGACAAAGUUCCGAUCUUUCACGGAAUGGACGUCGGUUUCGAGAAGAUGGUGUCGCUAUACUUCAGACCAACGUUUAUACUAGAGGGCGAGCCGAUUGUCCGGAAGAACGACAUCCCAACCGAGAUGUUCUUCGUACACCGCGGAGAGGUGGAGAGAGUAGCUCAGGAUGAGGAUGACUCCACCGGGCGAGCCGUGUGCACAGCUGGUCCCGGCAGUUUCUUCGGUCACAUGCAUGUCGCCCUGAAUGAACCCUGGGAAUUCACUGUCAGGGCUAAAUCUAACUGCGACCUGUACAUCCUGACAAGAGACGAUCUUCUGGACGUGUUGCGCCACUACCCUUCGCUCCAUACCCAGAUCAUCAAGCGCACAGAAUUAAUCAGGCAAGAAACCGGCAAGGAAGAAUCGUGGGAUUACAGUGAGCAAGAUGCGAAGAACUACCAGAGCGAUGGACAAGGUUACCCCACGGAUAAGACAGGAGAUGUCGCCGUUGACAUAGAACCGAUGGAAUACGAGGUGACGGUGUCUGUCUCAAAGCCAAUCUUCCUGCGCCCAUUCAUGUGCAUUUGGGGCAGACUCCGUCGCUGGAACCGUUUCGUGAUCGACGGUCAGGGUAUCGGGGCAAGGCUCUACUGGCAUCUGAAUGCCUUUAUGCUCGUCGUUUCCCUUUGGCUACUGUCUUGGGAGGCAGGGUUUCAAAGUCACGACUGGGUGAGCAUCAUGCUGACCUACCUGUGUGACGCCUUCUUCUACAUUGAGAUCUGGCUGAAGUUCCACAUCAGUUACAUGGACGAGCAUGGCAAUAUGGAGACCGAUUACGACCAGAUCUUCAACCACUACUUUUACGAUAGAAACGGCUUUUUGGUGGACGCCAUUGCAGCCCUUCCGGUGGAUAUAUUCGCCCUUGCCGCUCCCGCCCAUAAGCGGAUGAUUGUCCUAUCUUUCCUGCGCCUCUGGCAUCUCCUGCGUGGUAUCCGCGGGAUGCAGUACUUCACCGAGCUGAGCACAGACCUCCGGGUCAACGCCUUGAUGGCUCGACUGUACCAGUCCUGUGUGGAGGUUCUGCUCGUUAUUCACCUGCUGUCCUGUUUCUGGUACGUCACCGCUUGCCCCCUGGGAAAAUGUCAGAAGAACACUUGGGUCUACGACAUGCAGAUGCAUGCUGGUGGUGAAGAAGAGGAACAUCACGGAGAGGAGGAAGAGGAGGAGGAGGAGGAUCCUCAUGGGGAGGGCGGUCCAGCUGAAACACCGCCGGCCAUAUAUGCCUACGUGUCCACGGUGUAUUGGACAGUUGCUACAAUGACAUCAACUGGCUACGGAGACAUCCACGCAUUUACUCCAGUAGAGAUGAUUUUCUCCGCCGUGGUGAUGGUGUUUGGCAAGCUGAUGUUUGGGUUUGUUCUCGGCAACAUCGCGUCAACCUUGUCCAAUGCCGAAGCUUUCAAAGUCUCCUUUGAAGAAAACUUGAAGGCUACAAAGGAACACAUGAAGGAUCAGGACGUUCCCCAGGACCUCCGUCAGAAGGUGGUUCAGUACUAUGACUACAUCUGGCUACGGAACAGGGGAGUGGACGUAUCAACGCUGUUCCUCGAAGCUCCAAGAUGUCUCCAGGAGGACAUAUCCUACAGCAUGACAAAGACAUAUUUAGACAGAUCCCCACUUUUACAUGGAUUACCAGAAAGCUUCCUGAAGAGCCUGUCUACCCGGCUGAGGCUUCUCUUCUUCUUACCUGGGAACUACGUACUGCACCGAGGAGACAUGGGAGCUGAGAUGUACAUUAUCUUUCGAGGGGAGGUUGAAAGCGGAUAUACCAAGCCUGAUGGUGACUUUGCUGUGGAGGCCGUGAUGAGCGAGGGGAAAGUCUUCGGUGAGAUGAGUCUUACCUACAGCCUGCCGCGCCGAAGAUCUGUUCGCGCGAAGAAGCACACGGACAUCUUCGCUCUUAACAGAAGGGAUCUCAUGGAACUAUUAGAAGACUACCCAAAGGUAAAAUACGAGAUCGAACAGCGCUCCGUCAUCAUGUUCGGACACCUGGGUGCUCCACGUCUCAAAGAUAAGGAGCGUCGCUCUAGCUCCCUGUCCGCACGGAAGUCUAGUACAUCCGGCUCCGGUACUGGCCUGAAACCGGGAAACUCCGGCAGUGCACUGAUCAACAGACCUCGGUCACCAGGAGUGCAAGCUAAACGGGUCUUAGACCAGGCACUAGGGAUCUAGAUACCAUAGCGUAUCUGUUCAUAUAAUAUUCUGACCAAAAAUUGCCAUGCUAAUGUAUUUGACUCAGCGUUUUGUUCAAUUGAUGUUCACGGAUGACACGUUUUUCGUCUUGAUUAUAUUAUAUCUCCUUCAUUGUAUCAUAAGUAUACAGUUCGGAACCCAGGUUAGCCUAUCUCAAACAAUCCAAUGUGUAGCCUCACUGUUUAGCACCCUACAUGUAUAAUCCGGCUUUUAUUACACUCCUAUAGCUUUUUGUCAACUCUGUGUCGAAUUCUCCCUCAGUUUUGAUAAUAGAGAAAUGCUAUAACAUAUGCUUCACACGAGUAUGGCAGACUGUAUUGAAUACAUAACUUGACAGACAAAAUGUUUGUGAACUCCGUCCUCUCUACUGCUAAGUCUGAUGACACGGUUCAUCCAAGUGUUGUUUCCAAAUGUUGUUCUCGUACCAGUCCGUGUGAACAAAAUAAGACACAAGUGGACAAAAUUUUGGACUAAUCAUAAAGAUAUGUAAAUUGCAUCUGGAAGAUGACAUUUUUGACAAUUAACUACUGGAAAAUUGGGACAACUUGUAAAUACUCUUGUUUUAGCAAAAAUCAGUAUCAUCGACAAACCCUACUACAAAGAUAACAAUAGUUUACCAUUGAGAAGAACGUUGGUCACAUGCGUAUAUAUAAUAUACAAAUGACUGGCCAACCUUGCUUAGGUA
Messenger RNA from Branchiostoma belcheri (Belcher's lancelet), 7944 nucleotides. RefSeq lists its product as uncharacterized. The record is from RefSeq and is a predicted model, not a curated record. Gene Ontology annotation, biological process: transmembrane transport; potassium ion transport. Gene Ontology annotation, cellular component: membrane. Gene Ontology annotation, molecular function: voltage-gated potassium channel activity; protein-containing complex binding. NCBI's taxonomy places the organism in Eukaryota, Metazoa, Chordata, Leptocardii, Amphioxiformes, Branchiostomatidae.